This is a messenger RNA of Ictalurus furcatus (blue catfish), 4056 nucleotides long. It is a transcript of the gene meis2a, whose product is annotated as Meis homeobox 2a. NCBI's taxonomy places the organism in Eukaryota, Metazoa, Chordata, Actinopteri, Siluriformes, Ictaluridae. Gene Ontology annotation, molecular function: RNA polymerase II cis-regulatory region sequence-specific DNA binding; DNA-binding transcription activator activity, RNA polymerase II-specific. The transcript is spliced from 13 exons. The record is from RefSeq and is a predicted model, not a curated record. The coding region runs from base 1084 to 2532 and encodes 482 amino acids. Gene Ontology annotation, biological process: animal organ morphogenesis; brain development; positive regulation of cell population proliferation.
CUAUCUUGAGAUGUGAUUGGACGAAAGACACAUUUAAACACUUUCCCUAUAAAAACAUUUUUUUCCUGCUUGGGAAAGUUCAUUUUCCUCAAAAAGGGGUGCUCAGUAUGUCCUAACAAACAAAUACCUCAUACUUAGGAGAACUGGAACUGGAUAUUAGGCAUUACAACAAAGUCAUUUACAUUGACUCGGAAACAGAAGUUAUUUUGGAAGAAACCUGGAGGAUACACUCGGAUAAGUGGACAGUGUUUGCGCUGGAUUUAUACUUCAGUCCUCUGUGUGACUGUGUGUGUGUGUGUGUGUGUGUGCUGUUGUUGUUUGGCUCCCCCCGUGCGGAGUUGAAGCCGUCCUCUCGUGCGCGCGCUGCGUAUCGCAGGGUUUGGUCUGUUCUCUGUGUGCGCCGCGGGACUGGCUGUGGCCGCGCUACUUCCGGGUUCCGUCAUUCCACUGUGCGCCGCUCAGCGCUGUGAACUCACUCUGUUCUAUAAGCGCGCCAGCAGCCAACCUGCCAACACUCGCUGACACUCACUCAUCUCAGACCGCGCCAUAGACGAAUACCUGCCGGGGAAGGGAGAGAUCUGCAAUGGCAAUCUUUUAAUUUUGUCGCUGUUUUCCGUCUUCCUUUUUUUUCCACAGCACUCAUAAAACAAGAAAACGAAGCGGAGGCGUGGAGGAGACGCGGAGUUGCUGGAUGAAAACGGACUAAAAAGAUUUCGUCCUCUCUUGAACAUCAUCACCGACCAUCAUUCAUUCAUUACCUUGACAACCUCUGGCUUUGAUUGACAGCCGGAGUGGCAAAAAGCCAUGAGACACGACAGUUUAGUUACAUGCAGGUUGUUGAUGGGCCGAUUGUAACCUUCAGUUUGCUUCUUGACAUUUUUUCUACUUUUUUGGGGGCAAGGAGGAAAACAAGAAAAAUUGCCAAACUCUUCCCGAUGCCUGUGCUCGGUCUGAACUGUAUUGGAGAAUAGGCGAAUUCACGAAGUUGGUUGAAAAAAGGGAAUCUUACCACUAAAUCACGUCCUUACAGGACUGGGAUAUUAAAUAUACGACACGUCCCGGAGUUUAUUGGAGCGCAGCCUGAUGGCGCAGAGGUACGAUGAGUUGGCCCAUUACGGCGGUAUGGACGGGGUCGGAGUUCCGGCGUCUAUGUACGGGGACCCGCACGCGCCUCGGCCGCUGACCCAAGUGCACCAUCUGAACCACGGGCCGCCGCUGCACGCGAGCCAGCACUACGGCGCACAUGCCCCGCAUCCCAACGUAAUGCCCACCAGUAUGGGCUCAGCUGUCAACGACGUUUUAAAGCGGGAUAAAGAUCAAAUUUAUGGUCACCCGCUUUUCCCUCUGCUCGCGCUGGUGUUUGAGAAGUGCGAGCUGGCGACGUGCACGCCCAGAGAGCCCGGGGUGGCGGGAGGCGACGUCUGCUCCUCCGACUCCUUCAACGAGGACAUCGCCGUCUUCGCCAAACAGGUUCGCGCGGAAAAACCUUUAUUUUCUUCAAAUCCAGAGCUCGACAAUUUGAUGAUACAGGCUAUCCAAGUAUUACGGUUUCACCUUUUGGAGUUAGAAAAGGUGCAUGAGCUCUGCGACAAUUUUUGCCAUCGGUACAUCAGUUGCUUGAAAGGAAAAAUGCCAAUAGAUUUGGUCAUCGAUGAGCGGGACGGCAGCUCGAAAUCGGACCACGAGGAACUUUCUGGAUCUUCCACCAAUUUAGCCGAUCAUAACCCAGCUUCCUGGAGAGACCACGAUGACGCCACCUCCACACACUCGGCAGGCACGCCAGGGCCCUCCAGCGGAGGACAUGCCUCACAGAGUGGAGACAACAGCAGCGAACAAGGAGACGGCUUAGACAACAGCGUGGCCUCGCCUGGUACAGGUGACGAUGAUGACCCAGACAAAGAUAAAAAGCGGCAGAAAAAACGUGGCAUCUUCCCCAAGGUGGCUACCAACAUCAUGCGAGCAUGGCUCUUCCAGCACCUCACACACCCAUACCCAUCAGAAGAACAGAAAAAGCAGCUAGCCCAAGACACAGGCUUAACCAUCUUACAAGUAAACAACUGGUUCAUUAAUGCCAGAAGAAGAAUAGUACAGCCCAUGAUUGACCAGUCAAAUCGAGCAGGUUUUCUUCUUGAUCCUUCAGUGAGCCAGGGAGCAGCAUACAGUCCAGAGGGUCAGCCCAUGGGCAGCUUUGUGCUGGACGGCCAGCAACACAUGGGAAUCCGGCCAGCAGGUCUGCAGGGCAUGCCAGGGGAGUACGUACCUCAGAGUGGUCCUAUGGGCAUGAGCAUGGCACCGCUACCUUAUUCUUCUCCACCUCCUCCUCCUCCACAGAUGCCACCACACCUCUCUCAGCUACGACACGGACCCCCGCUGCACUACGUUCCGGGCCACGUGCCUCCUCACCCCGCCAUGCUGAUGCACGGAGGACCUCCUCCUCAUCCCGCCAUGAGCAUGUCUGCACAGAGCCCCCCUAUUCUCACCCCCAUCAACCACAGCACUGGUGGACAAGGCCUGGACAUCCACGCCCAGUAGUGUAAAGGGAACCAGACAAGAGCAAGCGAGAAAACAACUCUAAACUCCCCCCUGCCCACUCCACUAAAGCGAUUUUGUUUGUGACUAUUUUUAAGAGCAGAAUGAAAAUGGAACAAUUUUGACCAGAAUUAGACACUCAACAUAUGGAAUUCCAGAUGAGCUGUGAUAAUUUUUUUAAUCUUGUCAAAUUUGUUACUUUCAUCGAUGGAGGACCAAGCUGACAAGAACACUUUGUAAAGUCUUGGACUUUUGUUAAAGAUCAACAGAAGACAUUUUGGACUUAUUGCACGAUAGUGCAAACUGAAAUAAACACACACACAAACAUACACACACGCACCCACGCACGUACAUAACACUCAUUGAAACAUGCUCUCAUUUGAACCAUUUUAAAGAAAUAAUUCUGGAAGAUUUAAAAAAAAAAAAAAAAAGACAAAAGAGACUCCAAGAGUUACAACUACUGUAGUAUAAAAGUAUAGACACUAAGUUAAAACUUGUGCAUUUUGGUUGAUCACUCGAUUUAUGUUUCCAGAACUAGUGCUAGAAUUAAAGGUUUAACCCCCUGCUUUUCACACUGUGCGUGCUGUUCCCUGAAGGAGAGGUGGUCUCAUUGCAGCAAUAAAAAAAUAAUUCAACAAAGAAAUAAAUAAAGGAAGAAACAUCUCUGAAAAAUAUUGGCACUAACACUAAGACCUGAGCAGGCAGUGGACCUGUCCUGAUAAGGACCAGAAGUAGCACUCUACAGAGAGGCUGCUGAGUGAAGCCUGCUCUCUCUGUCUGAUUCAACACGAACCUUUAUUUCAGGCCCCUCUUUUUUGGUUCAUGAAUGAAUGUUUCCCUGUAGGUAAAGUUCUUAGUUUGAAUUGCCCAAGCACUGGAUUGUGUUGGUUUUAUACAUUUUUAUUUUAUUUUUUAUUUUAAUUUUUUUUUUUUUGUAUCAUGGACUCUAUCAUGGAAGAGCCGAUUGAAGGAAGCAUAUCCGCUGAAAAGCAACAUCCCACAGUAGUUUCCAUGCCUCUGGAUCAACACGCGCACCAUAUGGACAGCACACACACACACUAUGGUGGAUUCUUUGGCACUUAAAGAAGCUAUCGGUGGUUGAUGCACCAAAAAAACUUUCUUUUUUCUUUUUUUUUUUUUUUUUUUUAAAAAAGGAGAGGAUAAAAAAAGAACUUAAAUUAUGAACUCAAAGCUUGGAGAAGAGCUAAGAGAAUAUUGUAACAAACUUCGUACAGAGUUCAGUCUAUUAAUUGUUUCCUGUUAGAUAUUCUAUGUGUUUACCUCAAUUGAAAAAAGAAUGUUUUUUGCUAGUUUCAGAUCUGCUGUGGCAUUGAUAUUGUAUGUCCAUGAAUUCCUUCCUUUUUCAGCACGUGUUCCUCACUAGAUGAUAAAGAUGCUGUCCCCCCUUAAGCUUUGUCAAAAAAAAAAAAAAUACAUUAAAUACUUGUAUGAGGACUGUGACGUAAUGUUUCAAAGGUGUUCAGUCACAAAUGCUGUAAUAAAUAUUUCAUUUUUGAUUUUGUUAGA